Molecule: messenger RNA, 207 nt
Organism: Linum trigynum
Lineage: Eukaryota; Viridiplantae; Streptophyta; Magnoliopsida; Malpighiales; Linaceae
Source: the annotation of a GenBank genome assembly
AUGGAUGAACUUCAAGAUAUUCUUCCAGGGAUUAUCAACCAGCUUGGCCCAGAUAACUUGGACAACUUGAAGAAGUUGGCUGAGCAAUUCCAAAAGGAGGCCCCCACUGGUGCCACUGGAGUAGUUCAGGAAGAUGAUGAUGAUGUCCCAGAACUUGUAGCCGGAGAGACAUUCGAAGCUGCGGCAGCGGAAGAAACCCGUACUUAA